Molecule: messenger RNA, 4086 nt
Organism: Oncorhynchus gorbuscha (pink salmon)
Lineage: Eukaryota; Metazoa; Chordata; Actinopteri; Salmoniformes; Salmonidae
Product: exocyst complex component 3-like protein 4
Exons: 17
Coding region: 322-3060 (912 amino acids)
Biological process (GO): exocyst localization; exocytosis
Cellular component (GO): exocyst
Molecular function (GO): SNARE binding
Source: RefSeq, a predicted model, not a curated record
UAAUCCAAAAGUUGUUUUUCUGAGCAGUUGUUUGCUAUUUACAGAUAGACCUGUAGCGUAUCCAGUCUACUGUAGAACUCCACUUUGUGAUAUCUCAAAACUAAGCCUGUAUGAAAGUUCAGUCUGGUUUAAAAGCAUCGUCGUUCGAUAUCGUUCUCUCGAGCCCGCAUUUUUGCUGCGAUAUUGUUGGUUAUACAAGACUUCUGUAGCUACCUGUCACUACUGGUCGAGGUGAACAUGAAAAUUAAAGCAGUGAAAUCCCCAGAUUGUUAGGCCUAGUCACCGCUCCAGACGGUAAAAGGUGUUGCUCAGAGACAUUCAAUGGCAAGCGGUGAUCAGACGGCAGAGAUUGGGGAACCUGGGAACAUGGAGGAGGUCAAUGAAGCUCAGGGUCUAGAGGACGGCCCCUCCCUCAAAUCCACCAUGGAGAGGAAUGGGAAGACCCAACCCGACAGCCCGGUGAAGGAGAAGAAACUGGGGAUGAUGAAGCAAUUCAGGGAGAGCAUGAAGCGGGUUGGAGAGAGGAGUCCUCUGGCCUCAAACAGCAAAGGGUCAAAGGACAGACCCUAUUCAGACCAGGGGGGGGACAGUAUUGACCCUGAAGUGACAUCUCUGACCCAUCAGCUGCCGCCCACUCACUCACCAAGUUUGAGUGCUGGGUCUCCUGUGGCCUCUCCCCUGAAGAGUCCAGACCCAUCAACCAUUGGGGACUCUCUUCUGAAGAAGGGGGCUUCCAUUCGACGGAGUUUGCGACUUGCGGGGAAUAAGAAGGACAAGACCCUCAAACAGGAGCCGCUCCAGUCUGUCACUGAGAUCACAGUGGAGGAGAAGAGGGAGAAGAAGAAAGAAGAGAUCAAUGAGUCAUACAUACUCCCAGAGAUACCCCUCAUACCACCCUCAGGUUUGAGUGCUGGGUCUCCUGUGGGCUCUCCCCUGAAGAGUCCGGUUGGGUUCUUCCAAAUAAAGGAGGGAGGAGAGAUUGCAGAAGAUUCACCAUCAUCCCAGAAAAAACACUCCAGAACACACUCAGACCCAUCAACCAUUGGGGACUCUCUUCUGAAGAAGGGGGCUUCCAUUCGACGGAGUUUUCGACUUGCGGGGAAUAAGAAGGACAAGACCCUCAAACAGGAGCAGCUCCAGUCUGUCACUGAGAUCACAGUGGAGGAGAAGAGAGCGGGGGAGGAGAGCGUUGAGAUCAAAGAGUCAUACAUACUCCCAGAGAUACCCCUCACACCCCUCUCAGUGAUGCAGAUCAACGAGCUGAUUAAGACUGAGGUGCUGGAGGAGGCCCACCUGAACCUCCUCUCCCUACGCCAGGAGUUCCAGCGGGAGAGGGAUGAGUGCACGGAGGAGGCCUCCCCCAUGGAGCUGGCAAAGAAGGAGAAGGACCUGAGCAUCCUUUACAUAGCCAUGCAGGAAAAGGUGAAGGAGAUAGUGCGCAACUCCAACAGCCUUCCCUCCCUCAACAAGGAGCUCCUGAUGCAUGUGGCCCGCGUCAUCCAGGAGGAGGAGAAGAGGGAGGCAGAGCCUGGGGGCGUGGUUGGGCUAGGGGACUGGCGGGGUGCCUGGAGGGAGGCUGUGAGCGAGGGGGUCGAGGCAACGUUGAAGAGAGUUCCUCUGGACAGGCCCGAGCAGAAUGCCUCCUGGCUGGCUAUCCACCUGGGUCUGCUGGGCAAGGCCAUCUUAAAAGACUUGGAGAAGGUGAAGAGAGAGCUGCAGGGCUCUUACCCACCCAGCUUCAACGUGUUCAGCACCUACAUGAGCUGUUACCAUGGUGCUGUCAGCCAGCACCUGAACACGCUUCAGCAGCAGGUGACAGAUCUGAAGGACUACUACGCCCUGCUGGACUGGAUCAUCAAUCGCUAUGAGAGUGAGAAUAUAAUGAGCAGUCCUUCAUUGAGACCAGAGAUAGAGGCUGAGAAAACAGGCCUCUCACUGGAGGAGGGCUUCCUGGACCAGCUCAAGGGGAAGUACUGCAUGCGGGCUAAGGAGGACAUGCGAGCUUCGCUGGAUAAAAUAUUAGAGCUUGAAAAUGAGGACAUUUGGAUAAAGAAACAGGCACCAGAGACCGAUGAUGAACACUUCUUGAACUCUGACAUACACAUGGAUAUUUGGACGAAUGUUAAGAGCAAUGCUGUUAACUCCAAGAGGAUUGAUGUGAACCUGGAGAUGAGAGUAGUCUGUUCCUGCCUAGAAGAGUUACAGCAGUUUCCCAAACGAUUUGAGACUAAAUUAAGGUACUGCUGUAACAGUGUGGAAAACCCUUCACUUUGGGCUGACUAUCAGAUAACCUACAUCAACAGCUUUACAGCUCUUAUGGAGCAUAUGGAGGGCUACAGGGAGAGCUGCCCAACACAGGUGGACCAUCUCAGCAGAGAGGUGGAUGGCCUGGUCCAUAGACUGGUCCAGAGCCUGGAGGACCAGUUUAAAAAUGAUGUCAGGCCCUACCUCAGGAGAAUGAUGACGAGGAAGUGGCUCUCCACAGAUGAGGACUUCCAACAGCUGUAUAGCAGGACAGAGAAGCUGACCCAUCGCUGUUCACAAAUGAGACCUCCAUAUGUACAGACCUUUUUGAGCUGCUUGCACUACUACGUGGUGAAAGAGUAUGUCUCCCAGCUGAUGAAAAACAACUACUCCUGUAAGAACAGGAAGCAUGACAAAGCCGCCACCAAGAUGAGGGCACAGUGGGAUAAACUCAAGGAUCUUUUUGAGGAAAUGACAACCCAUGACUGGCUCCACCCAGUAGGAGACCACCUGAGUAACAUCAUUGGGGAAACAAACAAGAGGGACAUAAAGAAGCACCUGGAACUUUUAGUUGCUGACUACCCAGACAUCAGUAAGAAGCACCUGUCGGCUGUGCUGUACUUCAGGGGCUUGAUGCGGGGCAGGGAGAGACAGGUGAUCCUGCAGCGUCUCACUGAGCUGAAGAGGGAACUGGGAACCGCAGGGAACAUUGGAGAUAAUAGAAGAGCCCUCUUCAGUGAUAUGCAGGUCACUGUCACCAAUACAGACUGUCUGGCUGACAUUCCGUUAUUCUGCUUCCUCCUCCCAGACAGCUAAUGAACGGACCUAGAUACAGGAGCCUACGACAGAGAUGUUAACCUAACCAAACUGUCUGAGAAAAAUAACAUACUGUAUCACAAGUAGGAUCACCUCACACAAAUCAAACUGAGAAUAAUGAUUCAUGUAAUCAAAGGGAUGCUUUAAGACACCUCAUUUGUUUCCUAUCAUGUAUUGUUACUCCAGCCCACUGUCGCAAAAAGAAGCUUAGGACACAAAUAAUAAUGGGGCUGAUUUGCUAAAUGAAAGAACAGCUUUAAUGUAGCAGAUUGUGGCUUCCCUCAAUGUAAUUGUCUGCAUUUCCAAUCCCCCAUAUCUUUAUUUGUAAAUAUGUCUAUUAAAAUAUAUAUAUAUAUAUAUAUAUAUAUAUUUUCCUUGAUUAUUUUCCCCUAACCCUACCAUCCCUCCCCUAAUUGGCAUAAACUAAUGGACAACAACACUUAGGCUUCUACUUCCAGCUUAUACAUGCUAUAUACAUUUUAUGGACACAGUAUAUUUUACAAUAGUUAUCUUUUUGUUUUUAGUCCCAUCCUUCAGCUCCACUCAACCCUUUCCAUCGAUCUCUGAACACUAUCCAGUUUUGCCAUAUAUUGAACACCAUUUCAUUUACCAUAUUUUGGAACUGUGCUGUGAUGUUUCACAAAACUUCUGAACCUUUCUAUUCUCAUAGAUUCUACAUAUUGUAAAUAAAGAAAUACUCAUUUGUCUAAGAGUAUUAUUAUAGUAUUGAUCGAUUGACUAUGACUUUUUGAAUCACCCAGCAGUGCUAUUUGCAAAGGGGGAAAUAACUUGGUCGGAGGUCUCGGGGCCCUCCCAUUUUGGGGGGCAUCUAAAGCACAUUUCCUGCAUUUCUACACAAUCUAAUAUGACCCAUGGCACUUCUAGCCAUCUCUCUUUAGAACAACAAAAAUUAAGCAAAAAUGCCCACAGUCAUCAAGCUAGAUGAGAGAUUAUUAAAUAUGCCUACGUGAUUGAUAAGACUGAACUAGAUCCAUGAUAAUUCAAUAAUCAAUGUUGUGUUGCACC